Molecule: messenger RNA, 507 nt
Organism: Entrophospora sp. SA101
Lineage: Eukaryota; Fungi; Glomeromycota; Glomeromycetes; Entrophosporales; Entrophosporaceae
Source: the annotation of a GenBank genome assembly
AUGCGAGAGGUAAAAGUUGGUGAUACUGCCCUCAACUUAAAUAACAAUUCUUCCCCUUUAGAAGGAUACCAAGAGGUAAAACCCAAUGUUUACUCCAAUUUAUAUCCCGGUGAUAGUUCGCAGUAUAAGGAAUUUAAAAAAUCUUUGGAGGAAUUACAAAUCCAAGAUAGUAGUUUAAGUUUAGAGACUAUUGAUUCCCAGUUGCUCGGGCCAGGUUUCCGUUGCGGUUUUUUAGGAAUAUUACACCGAGAAAUUAUUUGCGAAAGAUUGGAAAAAGAAUUUAAUUGUGAAAUUAUUACUACUCCCCCCAGCAUUAACUACCAAGUGAUUUUUGCUAAUGGCGAGAUAAUAGAAACUAACAACCCACAAAAAAUCCCCACUAAGGACAAGGUAAAAAAUAUUGAAGAAUUGUUCAUUUCUCUGAAUAUUACUACUUCCGAGGAACAUUUAGGAGCAAUUUCACAAUUAUGUCAAAAUAAACGGGGUAUUUAUCAGUCGCAAGAUUGA